GCGAAAACGGGAACGCGGUCUCGAUCGGGGCGAAAAGAAGUCCGGAUCCGUCGAUCCGGCUCCCUCCGCCUCUUAAUCGGGCGGACGUGCCGUCGCGACUUGUCGCGCGUUGGUCGCGAUACAACUUUUUUGCGCGGAGCGUCAAAAAGUUUCUGCAAGGGUUCAGCCGAGGACAGACGCCGCUGCCGGGACCGGGACCGGGAGCCCACCGUAGCCCGGGAUGAUCGGCCAGUUAGCUAAAGUCCGACCCAGCUGAAAAAGAGAGGGGGGGAAAAACCAGAUCUAGGUUUGCUUUUCUCUUCACAGUGACGUUUCCGAGUUCACCGAUGUAGGACGGGUCGGCGGGGACGCGCAGCGAAACGAGUGUCCCGGUUAAACGCGUCCCGUGCAGGAGCAGGUCAGGUCCUGCAGGCACUGAAGCGUAGGAUGCCUCGGGAGGAGAUGAAGAGGCCGUUGAUUCGAGGCGGGAGAGGAGAUGGUUCCAGACAGCCAGAGACUUUAUCUGACCUCGGCACCCCCGUGGUUGGCAUUCUGGGCACGGGGGACUUCUCCCGCUCGCUGGCCAGGAGACUGGUGGCCUCGGGGUACCAGGUGGUGGUGGGCAGCCGUACCCCCAAACGCUGUGCGGCGCUCUUCCCCGAGGAGGCUGAGGUGAUGUCCCAGAUGGAGGCAGCCGGCCAGGCGGACCUGAUAUUUGUCGCCGUGUUUCCCGAGCAUUAUUCCACGCUGGUCGACCUGAAACAGGCGCUGGCGGGGAAAACCCUGGUGGACGUGAGCAACAGCGUGCAGCUCAACCGGGACGGGCCUGCCAACGCCGAACAGCUGGCGGAUCUAUUCCCGGAGAGCUGCGUGGUCAAAGGGUUCAACACCAUAUCGGCCUGGAUGCUGCUGAUGGGACCGCGGGACGGGAGCAGGCAGGUCCUGCUGUGCAGCGACAGCAGCAAGGCCAAGGCGUUGCUCUCGCAGCUCUGCCGCAGCAUGGGCUUCAUCCCCGUUGACAUGGGCCUCCUCUCCGCCUCCCUGGAUGCGGAGAACCUUCCCCUCUACCUCUUCCCCUCCUGGCACACCCCUGUCGUCGCCACCCUGAGCCUCUUCCUCCUCUUCUACAUUUACAACUUCGUCCGUGACGUCCUGCACCCCUUUGUCAUGUCGGGGAAACGGGUUUUCCACAAGCUGCCCAUAGAAACCGUCAACGUCACCCUGCCGUCGGUCGCCCUGGUGAUACUGGCGCUCGUGUAUCUGCCCGGUUUGUUGGCCGCCUUCCUCCAGCUGUCACGGGGUACCAAGUACACCCGCUUCCCUGAUUGGCUGGACCGGUGGCUGAUCAUGAGGAAGCAGCUUGGCCUGUGUAGCUUCCUGUGUGCGGCACUUCAUGCCAUCUACAGCCUGUGUCUGCCCAUGAGGAGGUCUGCACGCUACAGCCUGCUCAACGACGCCUUUAAACAGGUAAAGAACGAGGUGGAGAACUCGUGGGUGGAUGAGGAGGUGUGGCGGAUGGAGCUGUACCUGUCGGUGGGCAUCGUGGCCCUGGGGCUGCUCGCCUUGCUGGCUGUGACCUCGCUGCCCUCGGUGGCCAACAGCCUCAACUGGAGGGAGUUCAGCUUCAUACAGUCCCGACUGGGCUACGCAGCCCUGGCGAUGGCCACCCUGCACACGCUCCUCUUCGGCUGGCGCCGAGCCUUCAACCCGGCCAACUACCACUUCUACCUGCCGCCCACCUUCGUGCUGGUCCUGGUGCCGUGCUGCGCCGUGCUGCUGGGCCGGCUGGCGCUGGCCCUGCCCUGCGUGGCCCUGCGGCUCGCCCGCAUCCGCCGCGGCUGGGAGAAGAAGCAGCACAUCCGUUUCAACCUGCCGGAGAACGACGGCGGCGGGGGCUGCUCGCUCGAUGACAUCAGCCAAGUGUGAAGGGACCCCGCCGGGUGUGGGUGUGUACGAGUGUGUGUUGUGCGUAUUCGAUACACAUGUAAAAUGCACGCCGGCUCGGAAGGGGCGUUAACAAUUCAACCGUGGAACUUAUUGAACAUUUCUCCCAGCAGACAGUGAAGGGAUUUUAGCUUCUUCUUCUUCUUCUUCUUCUUCUAGCAACCUUGCUGGAUACACUUCUUCUUUCUCUCCUGCUGAUGCGGAGAUCUGUCAAUCAAAGCACUGGUUCCCAAGCGUUUUGCACUACGCAACCCGCAGCGACGACGAGAUUUAUGUAGAUCCUCUUUUAUGCCGCUUGCUUUUCUUUUAAUUUAUUGUUUCCUGCUGGUUCUCAAGUUUAAAUCCAGCGUUUUGAGCGGAGCGCCGUUCUCCUCGUGCUUCGUUAACCUACACUCCUCAUUCGUUCUCAGCCGACCGGCGGCCCCAAACCCGAGGAUAGCGUGUCACCCUGCCUCCCCCCCCCCCCACAAAGCAAAAUGGGUCAGUCCCUGUAGCAAAGUCAGACAUGGUUUUCAGCUUGCCCCAAUUUGGGUCGCGAGUUGUUUUUAUUUUUACGUUUUGUUCUUUUUCCGAUGAGGUCAUCAUCGACUCCUGCGGCGCGAGGUCGUGGGAGACGGAUCGCGCUCGGAUGUGGCUUUCAUAUUGCUCCGUUAAGUACCCGUCACGCUAACUGAGACUGUCGGUUCGAGGUUCGAGUGUUUCUCUAUAUCUGUAACGUGCCAACCGGGAGUCCAGAAUCCACCGUGCCGGGUCAUCGUAAUGUGAAGCGUAGCCUGCUGUGUUGACGAAGGUUAAAUGUGUUCUUAUAAAUAAUUUCCUUUAUAGUAUUUGUACCGAACCAUCCUGCUGAGACGAAGUCGACGGGGCUUUUUAAAUGCAUAGAAAAUGUUUAAUUGCCUGUUUUAAAUAAUUCAAACAAGUGCCCUGUGAGCUGAACUGAAAACGAGGUUUGUCGGGCCUUCUCACCUUUUGUCCUUAUGAAGAAAGAAUGUUAUUUUAGAUGCUAGAAUAAACUUAUUUUAUAAACCUG
Molecule: messenger RNA, 2953 nt
Organism: Lampris incognitus (smalleye Pacific opah)
Lineage: Eukaryota; Metazoa; Chordata; Actinopteri; Lampriformes; Lampridae
Product: acyl-CoA-binding protein-like
Exons: 6
Coding region: 427-1905 (492 amino acids)
Biological process (GO): copper ion import; fatty acid metabolic process
Cellular component (GO): plasma membrane; endosome
Molecular function (GO): cupric reductase (NADH) activity; fatty-acyl-CoA binding; ferric-chelate reductase (NADPH) activity
Source: RefSeq, a predicted model, not a curated record